AUGUCAGACAGACAGACCCGACAGCGCUCCCAGCUCUCUAGAGAGGAGGGCCGCGAGCUCAAACUCCUGCACUUCAUCCUCAACCAACCAAACAUUGACUCCGUCCGCGGCAAUCCGCAAGCCGUCCUCGACUUGAUCGACGAGUUCUCGCAAACCUACGCCUUCAUGACCGUCGGGCCCGAGAAAGGCCCUAUCGUCACCGACCUCAUCAACGAGCGCAAACCACACACCAUGAUCGAACUCGGUUGCUACGUCGGCUACUCCGCCAUCCUGUACGGUGACGCCGUCCGCCGCAACGGCGGCUCACGCUACUACAGUCUCGAGCUUAAUGCUGAGUUCGCGAAUAUCGCGAACAAACUUGUUGAACUUGCAGGGUUGAAUGGGUUCGUGCAGAUCCUUGUUGGCCGGAGUGAUGUGCUCCUGCAUCAGCUGUUUGACACCGGUGAGGUAAAGCAGAUCGAGCUGCUGUUCAUCGACCACUACAAGCCGGCAUACACGCUAGACUUGAAACUGUGCGAGCAGCUCGGGCUGAUUGUGCCCGGGGUGUCAGUAAUUGCCGCAGAUAAUGUGAUUCACCCUGGGAACCCGCCGUAUCUGGAGUAUGUGAGGGCUUCGGUGGAGAAGAAGCGGGCAGAGGCAGAGAAGGGGCCGGUGACGAGUUAUACGACCGAGGGGUUCUCGGAGAGGACGAGCGAGGCGUAUAUGGGGAACGAGAAUGCGCCGAAGUUUGAGAUUCUCGGCAACCCGAAUCUGGUGUAUGAGAGCGUGUUGAGACAGCCGGAAGGGUAUCACGAUGCGAUUGAGGUGACGCGGUGUGUUGGUUGA
Messenger RNA from Aspergillus puulaauensis, 825 nucleotides. Its product is annotated as O-methyltransferase. The transcript is spliced from 3 exons. Lineage: Eukaryota; Fungi; Ascomycota; Eurotiomycetes; Eurotiales; Aspergillaceae. Gene Ontology annotation, molecular function: O-methyltransferase activity. The coding region runs from base 1 to 825 and encodes 274 amino acids. The record is from RefSeq and is a predicted model, not a curated record.